AUAGGAACCAGUUGGUAUUCUGAAACCGCUCUGUACGUGCCUGAAUGAAUGUUGGCUGCUUCCUGCCCCGGAUUCCACCCCCAUCUAUAUAUAGAGCGAUACGUAGUGGUUAUGCCCUGCACGGUUAGCUUUUCAAGAAGGCCACAUUCAUUCUAUCGCAUAGCAGGUGCUGUUGUCAUCGCGCGGAGGGGAGGUUCCACGUGAUCCCGUUUCUCGGUCGCUUACUCUGUGCUAUGCUGACAUAAGCGGCCCAGGGUCCACAGGAAAUUUUCGCCUUCUAUCCCACAACCAUCACAACGGCCAAGCGUGAAACUUCUGCCCGUCGAGACCCCCGACCCUCUACCCGCUAUCAUCAUCGGGAAAGGCCCUGCACUCGUCUGUGCAUCGUUGAGGCCUACAUCAACCCAAUUUCGUCGAGGAACUGCGUCCAUCGAAACGCAAACGAGCCCAACCUUCCUCGAGUGGCCAGAUUAUCCUCAGUCUUCUUAAGUCAGGGAGAGGUUGCCCAGCAUGCCGCCUAUACCUCACGUUAGACCUGAGAAUGUUCUCAGGCGAGCCGAAGAGCUCAUUGCCGUGGGCCAGCCCGCCGCAGCCUUGUCCGUCCUUCACGAACAUGUCACCUCGAAAAGAUCUCGCAGCAGCCCAAUUGCAUCUCUUGAACCGGUGAUGCUUCUUUUCGUUGAACUAUGCGUCGACUUAAGGAAAGGGAAAUCUGCGAAAGAUGGCUUGUAUCAAUAUAAGAAUAUUGCGCAAAAUACAAACGUGGGAACCAUUGAGAUGGUUUUGAAAAAAUUCAUUGAGCUUGCUGAACAAAAAGUCACCGAAGCCCAAGCCAAAGCUGAUGAGAUCCAAUCCUCACUCGAAUCAGCUGCCCCAACUUCCAAUGUCGAGGAUCUUGAUGCUAUUGAGACUCCAGAGACAAUUCUUCUUGCCACGGUAUCGGGUGAACAGUCUCGCGACCGCACGGACCGGGCCGUUGUUACCCCGUGGUUGAAAUUUCUCUGGGAGACUUACAGAACCGUCCUAGAAAUCCUGAAAAACAAUGCGCGACUCGAGGUCAUGUAUCAGGCCACCGCUCUACAGGCUUUCCAAUUUUGCUUGAAAUACACCCGCAAGACUGAAUUCCGUCGCUUGUGUGAGCUCCUCAGAAACCACGUUCAAAAUGCUGCCAAGUACUCAGCUCAGAUGCACGCCAUCAACCUAAGCGAUCCAGACACACUUCAGCGCCAUCUGGAUACACGCUUCCAGCAGUUGAAUGUUGCGGUCGAGUUGGAACUCUGGCAGGAGGGCUUCCGCAGUGUUGAAGAUAUCCACACUCUCCUUAACCUUAGCAAGCGACAGCCCAAGAAUAUCAUGAUGGCAAACUACUAUGAGAAGCUUACAAAGAUCUUUAUGGUCAGCGACAAUUACCUGUUCCAUGCUGCUGCCUGGAACCGCUACUAUAACCUGUUGCGACAAUCCGCCAUCGCCCUUGCUGCAGGACAGGGAUCUAAGAAGGAUAGCCCAUCAGUUACCGAAGCCGAUAUGACCAAAGCCGCUUCUUUCGUCCUCCUUUCAGCCCUUUCAAUCCCUGUCAUCAGUACUUCGCGAUCCCGUGGUGCCUUGGUCGACGUAGAUGAGGUGCGAAAGAACAAGAAUACCCGCCUCACCAACCUUCUGGGCAUGCCUCAGCCCCCCACUCGAGCGUCAUUAUUCAAGGACGCUCUUAACAAGGGCCUCCUUAGCCGCUGCCGCCCUGAAAUCCGGGAUCUUUACAAUAUCCUCGAGGUCGACUUCCAUCCUUUGUCGAUUUGCAAGAAGAUCUCUCCUAUUCUCAAGGAAAUCGGCGCCGAUCCUGAGAUGGAGAAGUACGUUUUGCCCUUGCAGCAAGUUAUCCUUACUAGGCUGUUCCAACAAUUGUCUCAAGUUUAUGAAUCUGUUGAGCUUAAAUUCGUCCAUGAACUUGCGCAUUUCCCAGAGCCUUUCCAAGUCACCUCGUCCAUGAUUGAGAAAUUCAUCAUGAAUGGCUGCAAGAAGGGAGAUUUGGCAAUUCGUGUUGAUCACGUGUCAGGUGUUUUGACGUUCGAAUCGGAUAUUUUCUCUUCUGCUAAGGCUCUUCACCCAGGAAGUGCCGCUGGGUCUGCCGAAAGUGAAGUUGGUUCUGUCCAACGUCUGCAAAGCACUCCAGCAGAGAUUGCCAGAUCUCAACUUGCCCGCUUGGCUAAAACUCUUCACGUUACCUGCAUGUAUGUUGACCCAUCCUACAAUCAAGCACGGAUCAAGGCCAAGGAAGCUGCACAUGCAAGAGCUCGCGCAGGAGCAGCAAAAGAGCACGAGGAGACGCUCACUCGCCGUGCCAUCAUUGAGAAGCGGAAGGAGGCAUUGUCAGAUGCCUUACAGAAGAAGCAGCGUGAAGAAGAGAAUCGAAAGCGUGCGCGCAACCAACAGCUUCAAGAGGCUGAGCAACAGCGUCUUUUGGAUGAGCAUCGUGAACGUGAGCGCAAGAGAAUGAAGGAUGAACAGGAUCGUAUUCGCCAGCAAGAAUUGAAGAAGCAAUUGGAGGAGCUCAAGACCGGGGUCAAGGGGAUUGACGUGAACCAGAUCGACCUUGAAGAACUCGACUCCAAUCGCCUUCGUGCCAUUAAACUCGCCCAACUCGAGAAGGAAAAGAAUGAUCUAAAUGAGAAGAUCAGAAUUACUUCCAAGCGCAUCGAUCACUUGGAGCGAGCUUUCCGCCGAGAAGAACUGAAACAUUUGCCGGAAGAUUACGAAACACAGAAGAAACAAGACCUCGAAACUUACGAGCAAACCAAGGAAGAGACUUUGAAAGCAGCUCGUCAGAAGCACAAGGAAGACGUCGCACUUAAGCACCGCCUGAGUCGCUUGGUGCCAUACUUCAAUGACUUCAAGAAGAGUGUGACGGAGAAGAGACAUGAAGAGUUCGAGCGCCGUCGCAAGGCUGCUGACAGAGAAUUUGAGCAGAAGAAGAAACAACGUAUCAAGGAGGUUCACGAACGCAUUCGACGUGAAAGGGCGGAACGCGAGGCGGAGGAGCAGAGAAGACGCGAAGAAGAAGAGCGUAUUGCGCGCGAAGAGCAAGAGAGAAUCGCCAAGGAAGAGGAGAGGCGACGCGCUUUGGCAGAAGAGAAGGCUGCUAGGGAAGAACAAAGAAGAAAACUUGAUGAGCAGGCUAUCCGUCAAAGGCAGCGUGAGGAGGAGGCUGAGCAGCGACGAGCUGCCCGAAAGGCUGGCCUUGCAGAACCGAGAGGCCCAGCGCGCGAAGCAUCUCCCGAACGAACUGCACCGCGUCUUAACCUUGCUGGCCGAACUGGAACUUCAUGGAGAGAUCGUCAAGCCGCCAAAGCUGCUGCCAGUGCCGGCGAGCAACCGGCCGCAGCCCAAGAGGCCGCGCCAGCACCCCCCGCGAAAACGGGCAGCUACCUCCCUCCACAUUUACGGGCAACCCGCGACGGGCCUUCUGAUAGCCGUGAUCUUUCCCAUGCUCGGGAAUCCGCUGCUCCGCCUAGACAAUUUUCUAGAAGCCCUGUGCCUCCGUCUGGCGCUCCCUCUUCCCAGGAAAAGCCUGGCCCAUGGAGACCAAGAUUCAAACAACAGCAGUAGGUGCUACGUAAGUACGGUUAGUGGGUUGGUAUAGUAUCGGUGGAGGUUUAGGGAAACGUCUUGAUCUCUUUGCAUCACGUUAUGAUCCCUACUUUUGGAGAGUUCCGUUUAACUACAUAUAUUCGGUGGCUUCCUACCUAUCUAUGUUUCGUCCUCUUUGGCCCUCUAUCCCUUCCGAGAAUUCGGUCAGGGUGAUUGAUUUCCAUGCUUUAUUUUGCAGAUCAAAAGUGCAUAUUGCUUGUGCUUUAAAUUCAAUUUAAUAUCCAAAUUCUAUCCCUUUCCCUCUUCUCGGCUCUUGUGCCGUUGUUUCCCUUACCUCAGCACCGUUCGCAUGUCAGCAUUUUACAAGGCUUCUUCAGAGCAUGUACGCAUAUGUAUGAUGCUUUAUGUAUGAGGCAUGUUUUCUUGCAUAGGCCCAUCCCCCCAUCUCCCCAAGCCUGUCGUGUUUGUUUCAUGCGUGGUCCAGUUACUUGUUUUCGGAAUAGUUUGGGAAGAAGAGUGUGAUGACGAUGGAUGAUGAUUGAGGCAUGGAGGGUUUCCUUUUGUUUUGUUUUGCCCUGGAUUUGCAGUUUGCCUUGAAGUUUUCUUCAUUAUGGCCCAAGUUUUUAUGUAGAAUGAAGAGAAUGAGAAAUGAGUUUUUAUUCAGGA
This is a messenger RNA of Coccidioides posadasii C735 delta SOWgp, 4248 nucleotides long. RefSeq names its product eukaryotic translation initiation factor 3 subunit A (gene TIF32). Gene Ontology annotation, biological process: translation reinitiation; formation of cytoplasmic translation initiation complex. Gene Ontology annotation, molecular function: mRNA binding; translation initiation factor activity. The record is from RefSeq and is a predicted model, not a curated record. Lineage: Eukaryota; Fungi; Ascomycota; Eurotiomycetes; Onygenales; Onygenaceae. Gene Ontology annotation, cellular component: multi-eIF complex; eukaryotic translation initiation factor 3 complex, eIF3e; eukaryotic translation initiation factor 3 complex, eIF3m.